UGGGGGGGUCCAUGCGGGACUAAAGAGGCUUUAAACGCGUGACCGGCCUGUAGCUAAUGGUCCAGAGGGAACCCGACCUGUCCGUAGUGAGCGGCCCAGUGGAGGGGGGUCCAUCCGUAGCUCGAGUCCUCCGCGGUCAGGUGAGCCGGGCUCGAGAGCUGCCGGGUCAGAGACACCAAAGCGCCGACGUCUCCCUCCCGACAUGCGCGGUGGACGGGAAACCGGCUGGUGAACAGGUCCUCCCGGGACACGUCGAGUCCUCGGCCCUCCGACAUUAGUGAGACGGCUCCCACCCGGUCCCGGUCCCGGUCCCACGGAUCAGACCCAGACGGUUCAAACACAAAGGAAGAGGAGACCGGCUUCUCUCCGCGGGGGGAGAACCACGAAACCCGGACUGGACCCGCACUGGGACUGGAGUUAGUCCGAGCAGCACGAGCACCUUUCAGACGGGUUGGACUCAGACCCGGUCCGGAACGUUGAGGUUACGCUCCGUGAACAGCAGGACCUCGAACACACCACCGCAAAGAUGGCAGCGGCUUUUGGCGGGAAGUUGCCGGCUCUGAGUCAUGACCCAAAGAGGAAACAGGACGGUUUCGUCAGAGUGAAGAAAAGUGAUCUAGAGAAGUUAACCACAGAAGUCAUGCAGCUGAGGGACUUCCUGCCCAGAGUCCUAAAUGGGGACCUGAUUGAAAUGCUGCAUGAAGCUCGAACUGCUCAGACAGUGAAGGAGCAGCUUGCACAGGAACAAGAACAGCUGCGUCAGCAGUGUCUUCACCUUCAAUCCAGAUUGGCUGCAGUGCAGACUGAGUGUCAGAAAGAAAGAGAGGAGAAGCUGCUGUUGCGUGAGCAGCUGUGGCAGAGCGGAGCAGACAUGCAGCAGCAGGCGGCCUUUUGCUCUGGUCUGGGAUCAGCAGCCUGCGGUCUGCUGUGGAGCUGCUCUGCCAGCGAGGACACGGUCUCACGCUGGCUGGCUGAUGGGAAGCUGCAGUCCUUCCUGCUUGUAGCUGCUCAGACUCUGGAGAGCUUUGUCAGGUCUCUGGAUGAAGAGGCCACAACUCAGACUGAGGACCACAACUCCCAGGAGCACCAGUUUGUGCUGGCUCUGGCUGGAACCAUCACCAACGUCGCAGCAGUAACCUGUGGCCGGGACUUCCUGUCCUGCUCGGCUCACGCCCUGCUGGACACUCUGAUGAGGCUUUUGGAGCUGAUGACGCCCGGUGUCUUCCCCAAACUGAAGGUGUUGAUGCUGAUGGCUCUGUACAACGUCAGCAUCAGUGUUAAAGGACUGAAGUGCAUCAGUGAGAACCCGGGACUCCUGCCUCUCAUCUGGACUCUGCUGGACGAUGGAGACUGGGAGGUGUGUCUCCACUCUCUGCGUCUCCUGCAGUCGGUGUUGUUGGAGGAGGAGGUGCUGAUCCUGCCGGGCUCUUCUCUGCUGGAUCCAGACCUCCAGGCUCGUAUCAGCCGGCUCACCUCCAGUGGGCAGCCCAGCCUGAGACUGGCUGCCCAGCAGACCCUGGAGGACCUGCUGGCCCUCCAACAGAGCAGCGCCUGAUGGAUCCAGCACCGCCAGACCUCUUCCCUUCAUGUUGCCGUAGAUCUGUUCAUCAAGUUCAACCCGUUUAUUGAAGUGUUUUACUUGUACUGGUUUUGUGUUCGCUGGUUCUGACCAACUUAAUGUGAAUCCUGGUUUAUACAAGACGCAUUAAAGAUCACGUUCUCACUUUCA
Cyclopterus lumpus (lumpfish) is the source of this 1729-nucleotide messenger RNA. RefSeq names its product heat shock transcription factor 2 binding protein (gene hsf2bp). The coding region runs from base 527 to 1555 and encodes 342 amino acids. NCBI's taxonomy places the organism in Eukaryota, Metazoa, Chordata, Actinopteri, Perciformes, Cyclopteridae. The transcript has 10 exons. Gene Ontology annotation, cellular component: cytosol. The record is from RefSeq and is a predicted model, not a curated record.